Messenger RNA from Exophiala aquamarina CBS 119918, 1767 nucleotides. RefSeq lists its product as uncharacterized. Gene Ontology annotation, cellular component: membrane. NCBI's taxonomy places the organism in Eukaryota, Fungi, Ascomycota, Eurotiomycetes, Chaetothyriales, Herpotrichiellaceae. The transcript has 2 exons. Gene Ontology annotation, molecular function: transmembrane transporter activity. Bases 1 to 1767 code for a protein of 588 amino acids. Gene Ontology annotation, biological process: transmembrane transport. The record is from RefSeq and is a predicted model, not a curated record.
AUGGCGCCUACUUCUCCCACCUUCAAUCCUCGCAUCACCUCUCUAGACUUCGACGCCAAUCGAAGGAGGAGACGACGGUCUAGUAGCUCCGGGGCUCGUUUUGGCGCCGAUGAUUACGACUUCAUGGCUCAGGUAGCCCAAGGCAUCAUCGAGCGAGAUCGGGUCAAGAUGCGCAGAGAAGUCACGCGGGUCUUGAGCUUCGUCUGCGCGGUCCUGAGUUGUCUAUGCGCCGGGUCUAUCACUUCAUUUUCUCUUUAUGGCGCCCGCUUCCUCACCGAUCUCCAUUAUACCCAGUUCAGAGUCAACGCGGUAUCGAUAACGGCGGAACUGGCAAUGUAUCUUCCUGUACCGUUGUUUGGGUAUCUCUGCGACCGAUAUUCUCCUCCACCAUUAUCACUCCUUGCAUCGGCUCUGUUUGGAUUUGGGUAUCUCCUCGCCGCAUACACCUACAAAUCCGGGCCGCCUCCAGAUGCGCAGCGCGACGGGCAAGGGUGGCCGUUUGGUGUCAUGAUUAUUGCGUUUAUCGGCAUCGGCGCUGGCACAAGUUGCAUGUAUCUCUCCGCUGUAGCUACAUGUGCAAAGAACUUUUCCACCGCCAAAUAUCGGGGCUUCAUGCUGGCCGUUCCCAUCGCAGCUUUCGGUCUUAGCGGCAUGUGGGAGAGUCAAGUCGGUGCACAUCUGCUAUUUGAAAGACUCCCUAAUGGCGAAAAGGGCGACCUCGAUGUAUUCAAGUAUUUUGUCUUCCUCGCUGGUACCUUGAUAGGUGUCGGCCUCCUAGGGACUAUUGGACUACAUAUUGUCAACGAGGAGGAAUUGAUCGAGCACGGUGUCGAGGUACUCGAACGUAGUGGCUUGCUGGAUGAAAGCGAAUUCUACCACGACUCACGAGCUCCCACCCCUAUCAACUACGGCACGAUAGAUGUUGGCCGCUCCCCGGAUUCAGACACUGUGUCCGACGAUGACGACGACGAAGCUUAUCACAACCUCUCUGAGUCGCAGGUGAUCAAGCAACGCGAAGAAAAGUCUCGUCUAAAGAAGAAAAAAUGGUGGCUCCUGAACCAUGCUACCCAUGCCUUCCUAACGGAUCGUACCAUGUGGCUUCUCGCGGCUGGCUUCUUCCUCCUUACUGGACCUGGAGAAGCGUAUAUUAAUAACCUAGGAACCAUCAUUCCCACUCUCACCCCAAAACACUAUUUUGAUGUCACCAGUCCGCCAGCUGGACGUGCUUCGACACACGUCUCUAUCAUUGCUCUAACAUCGACCUUUGCCCGCCUCUUUACAGGUACUUUAUCGGACCUGUUUGCACCGCCAUCCGAGCCUGAAAAUCCGCCAUCCACCCGUACCACUUUCUCACGACUGGUGCUUCUCCUCCCGUCGGCGGUCCUCCUUUUAUUUGCGUUCCUCACUCUCGCUCUUCCAUUUCUUACUCCAUCCACACCAUCGCUUUUUCUCUUGUGCUCAGGUCUCCUUGGCCUCGGGUAUGGUGCGUCUUUCUCUUUAGUUCCUAUCAUUAUCUCUGUGGUCUGGGGAGCAGAAAAUUUUGCAACCAACUGGGGUGUUGUGGCCAUGAUGCCUGCAGGAGGUGCUGCGGUAUGGAGUCUGGUCUACUCAGCAGGAUACUCCGGCGCCAGUGAUAGUACUGGUGAAUGCACAGGGUAUACGUGUUUCGCCUUCUGGGCCUGGGGCUGUGCAGUCAGCGUCGGCGCUGCAAUUGUGCUGUGGUGCUUGGCAUGGAGGACAUGGAGGCAGAGAAAUGUCAUCGUAUAG